This is a messenger RNA of Ctenopharyngodon idella (grass carp), 2219 nucleotides long. Its product is annotated as hepatic lectin-like. NCBI's taxonomy places the organism in Eukaryota, Metazoa, Chordata, Actinopteri, Cypriniformes, Xenocyprididae. The record is from RefSeq and is a predicted model, not a curated record. The transcript has 5 exons. The coding region runs from base 101 to 934 and encodes 277 amino acids.
CAAAUGCAGAAGUUCAGAACAGUGCAGACCAUUUGAAGUAACAGCUUCUAAUAAUCUCACAUUGAACUCCAGCAGACUGAAUACGUCAUCUUAUGGCAAAAUGAACAUUCCUGGGAAACAUAGGAUGGACAGAGAAGAUGAAAAAGAGAUGAAUAUCUAUGCUAAUGCUGAUCCUAUAAACAGUUUUGAUGUCAGGACAGAAACAGAAAACUCAGACACCAAGAGACACCAAACUCCUCAACACACAGGAAGUGAUAGUGUGAAGAUCAGAAGCUCCAGAGCAGCUCUAGUGUGUUUGGUGCUGCUGUGUGUUCUUCUGCUGAUCGCAGUCAUAGUGCUGGGUGUCCAACUCUCUACAAACAACAGCACAAACUACACAGAAGAGAGAAAUGAGCUACUAACCAACAAUACCAACCUUACUGAGGAGAGAGAUCAGUUACUAACCAGGAACAUGCAAUUGACAAAAGAGAGAGAUGGAUUAUCAUCAAAUAACCAGGACCUGAUUAAACAAAGGGACCAGUUAAAUAAGGAGAAAACUGAACUAUCGAAAAUGGAUGGAUGGAUUUAUUAUCAAUCCAGUUUUUACUUCAUUUCCUCUGAGAGCAAGAGCUGGACUGAGAGCAGAAGAUACUGUACAGAGAGAGGAGCAGAUCUGAUCAUCAUAAACAACACAGAGGAACAAGAUUUUAUUAUGAAAAUGUCAUGUAGUAAGGCUGCCUGGAUUGGUCUGACUGACAGUGAUGUGGAGGGCACAUGGAAAUGGGUUGAUGGCAGCACAUUGACCUCUGGGUUCUGGGCAUCUGGUGAGCCUAAUAGCUACAAAGGAAAAGAUGAAGACUGUGCUUUAUCUCAUUCAUCAGGAUGGGCUGAUUUUCCAUGCAAUGAUCAUUUUUUGAUUAUCUGUGAGAAGAAAAUUUUUAAUUCAGUCAAUUAAGUCAGGUUUAUGUCAAAAAACACAUAGAGUUUACUACUAAGUUAUUUUUUUUAAUUUUUUUUUUAAUUUAGAAUUGCAACUGUCGGAAAACAGUUGUGGUUGUGAUUAGGGGUGUGCAAUAUCAUGAUUUUUGACCGUGAAUGAUUAAAAUGUCCCCAUGAUCAGCUUUUAAAGAAAUAUUGUAUCCUGCUAUAGUGCACCUCCAUCCUAUCAUACUGUAAAACGCGAAGUACAUUCACGUCACAUUAACGCAGAGGUAGGAUAAUGCUCAAGUGACAUUGCAGUUAUUCACAGUCAUGAAAGUUUAUUAUUUGCAUGCAUUUUAAAGCCUUGCUGCCGCUUGUCAUUAAUGUUAAUAAAAAACAACAACAACAAAAGACAGAGUAAAUUAUUUAGUGCUCUUCACUGAAUAACUUCAGUAGCUUUAAUAAGAAUUAGAAGAAAAAAUGUAUCAUAAUCAAAAAAAUAAAAAAAAUGCUAAGUUUACCAUCUACCCUUUAAGUACAAUAAUAAAAAUCAAUAAUCAUUUAGUGCUUAGCAUUCACACACAAAGACUGAACUGGUAGGUAAAUAAAUAAAUCCCAAAAAAAUAUCCUCAUAUAAAUGUGAAUGAUGACUGAGCUUAGCAGAGAGCAGUAUAUUGAGAUUUUUAUGAUGAGCUGACUGUUGACUACUGAGAAUGGUGUUAAUGAACUUCCAUCUGUUGUGCAUUAUGCAAAAUAGCUGUCAUGGCACUAUAAAAUCAGACGACUUCCUGUAGAUGUUUGUUUUAACUGGCGGGAAAAAAAGGCUGACAAACUGAUGAAAACGACCAAUUGAUUGAAAAUUGCUGAACAUUCAUAAAAUAAUAUUUCACCAAAAACAACACUUCUGUCAUCGUUUACUUGGAAUUUCUCAUUUUUGGUGAACUGUUCCUUUAAGUGUAAGCUAAAAUAAACUAUCCUCUCAUCUCCUGACUUCCUUUAGCUAUGAAGGUCUUUUAAAGAGGCAAGUGUUUAGAUGAGACUCUCUCUCCUGAUUUGAGACAUACUACAUGAUAUUUUGAAGGUCAUGGUUUUGUAUGUGACUUGGCCUUUAACCAGUCUACAGACGGCUGGUGUCUCAUAGCAACUGCAGGUGAUACAAUGUUUCUUACAUUAUAAGUCUGUUCUGAGGUCUUAAGCUUUAAGUUCUGGAAAUUAAAACAGACUAAAAUGUAUCAUAAUCAAUUUCAGGCAACUGUUUAAAAAACUGUUUAAUACAUGUAUGCAUUAAAAACACCUUAAGAAAGCCUGCAGUCACCAGA